UGUCAGCAUCAGAAGCAUAAUAGGGUUUCUAACUUGCCUCUGGAUCCUGUCUGCCAAGAAACUGUAAACCGAUAGAGAUGAACUGCAUCCUCAUCGCCGCUUGUGUCCUAGCUGCACUGUAUGCAAGUGCGGACGGUGCCUGUAACUAUUUGUCUUGCACUACAACUACAGCUACGUGCGAGGCGUACACAUCUUCCCUCGCGUGCAUGAAAGACGCUCUCAGCGGCUGUGACGUACCGGGGCUGAAGACCACGAUCAACAAUGCAAUAGCUGUUGCCACGACAACCAUGAAUAACAUCCCUGGAUGUGGUGCUGAUGCCGUGACAGGGAGCGUGGUGACCUUCGUGCUGUGUCUGAUCUCCACCAUCAUUGGAUCUAAGUAGCCUCAAGGGUUGAGAAACAUCAAGAGAUAUAACUUUACCUAGGGCGAUGUUAAGUAUCUCCAACGAUGCUAGUAGCGUGAAGCGAUUUUUAGGGUAAGGUUCCGUAUGUAAAUGACGUCAAGGAAAGUAAUUUAACGUCAGCCGAUAUCAAGUAACCUCAAGCGAUGUUAAGUAACGUCAGCGAUGUUAAGUAACGUCAAGCGAUGUAAGUAACGUCAUUGAUGUUUAGUAACGUCAACGAUGUUAGUAACAUCAGCGAUGUUAAGUAACUUUGGCGAUGUUUAGUAACGUCAAGCGAUGUUAAGUAACGUCAGCUAAGGUUUAAUAACGUCAGCGAUGUUAAGUUACGUCAAGCGAUGUUAAGUAACGUCAGCGAUAUUAAGUUACGUCAGCGAUGUUAAGUAACGUCAAGCGAUGUUAAG
Messenger RNA from Haliotis rufescens (red abalone), 805 nucleotides. RefSeq lists its product as uncharacterized. Lineage: Eukaryota; Metazoa; Mollusca; Gastropoda; Lepetellida; Haliotidae. The record is from RefSeq and is a predicted model, not a curated record. The coding region runs from base 78 to 383 and encodes 101 amino acids. The transcript has 4 exons.